AUGGGAAAUUGUAAAGUUCCUUUGACCUGGUUGGUAAUAAACAUAUUCUUCAUCUUAUCUGAGGGAAAAGAUCCACUUCCUGGCUUGGAACUAGGUACCUUACCUUUGGGAAUAGUACCUUUCAAUGGCCAAGAGUUCGAUUACAUAGUAGUUGGGGCGGGCGCAGCAGGUACAGCUGUGGCGAGUCGACUUGCAAUGGCGGGAGAGGACGUGUUGUUAAUAGAGGCUGGAGGAAAUCCUACCUUGGCUACAAGGAUUCCUGGCGCCACAAUGACACUAAUGGGUAGUAGACUUGACUGGAACUACAAAACCAUUCCGAAUAAUGUAUCCUGUCUCUCUUCGAUCGACCGGCAGUGCCGCUUCAGUCGUGGCAAAUGCUUAGGUGGUUCCACGAGUAUUAACUACAUGAUGUACACACGAGGCAAUCCCAAUGACUUCGAUAGAUUAAAUAUUACGGGCUGGACUUGGGAAGAUAUGAAACCAUACUUUUUAAAAUAUGAAGGAUUGGAGGACUUAGAUCGUCUUCCGUUAUCUUCCAAACCCUACCAUAACACUGAGGGUUUAGUUCAUGUUGGAUUUUUCGAAGACCCGAAAAAUGAUUGGCAUGAGAAAAUCAUCCAAGGAUAUAAUAGUUUAAAUUUUCCGUACAACGAGGAUAUCAAUGCUUUAAGUCAGAUUGGAGUUAGCGUUAUUCUAGGCUACGUGUCUGGUGGUGAACGCGUCAGCACUGCGAGAGCAUAUCUCACUAGGAAGGAUGUCAAGAAAAACUUAAAACUUGCUAAAAAUACGUUUUGUACUGGGGUCAUAAUAGAUCAGAAUCGAGUAGCGAAAGGCGUCACAGUAAAGUUUUUAGGCUCUUCCUUAAGUUUGAAAGCAAGAAAAGAAGUUAUUCUAUCAGCGGGUUCCAUUGGGACACCCCAAAUAUUAAUGCUUUCUGGUAUAGGACCGGCUGAUCAUUUACGUCAUUUUGAGAUACCGGUACGGAUAAACUUGAAUGUAGGAGGUGAUAUGAGUGACCACGUGUUACCUUUGCUUUUUAUUAAGGUCGACAGUGAUGUAGAAAAACAUUCAGCUCUAUAUAAUUUAGUGACUCAAGGAGCAGCACGUGCUAAAUGGUUGACGACUCAUAACGGCUCUUUGGCGUCAAAUGGUCUCACUGACGUAACGGCGUUCGUCAAUACAAAAUGUUACGAUUUUUACAAGAAACGGCUAGCCAAUACCAGCGCUGAGUGUGAGUUACCAACUUUACAGUUCAUACACGCGUUCAUACCAAGGUCACUGUUAAAUGUAGGUAGGCGGUUCAUAUCACGUGGGCUUCAGUUUAAUAAUGACGUGUUGGAUCAAUUAGUUGAAACAAAUAAAAAAUAUGCGUUCAUAGUAACGUCUCCAGUGGUACUUCAACCAGCGUCACGGGGAACUGUACGUCUAGCAAGUGCCAACCCACUUGUCGCACCAGCUAUAACACCAAACUAUUUACAAUCUGAUGCAGAUGUAAACGAAAUGGUGCGAUCUAUCAACAUCAUUGAAGACAUUUUGGAAACACCACCAUUUAAGCAACAGAAUGCGUCUCUCCUUCGUCUGAACUUAUCUGGUUGUAAAGACUUAGAUGGAAAUGAAUAUUGGCAAUGUUAUUCGAGACACAUGACGUUUUCAGUGUACCACGCAGUAGGUACAGCAGCACUGGGGAAAGUGCUAGACGAGGAACUGCGAGUAAUUGGUAUUAAAAAUUUACGCGUAGCGGAUGCGUCUGCGGUGCCUUACCUACCUCGCGGAAAUACUGCUGCAACUGCGAUAGCUUACGGCGAAAGACUUGCUGAUUUUUUAUUAAAAUUUAAAUGA
Parnassius apollo (apollo) is the source of this 1839-nucleotide messenger RNA. The record is from the annotation of a GenBank genome assembly. NCBI's taxonomy places the organism in Eukaryota, Metazoa, Arthropoda, Insecta, Lepidoptera, Papilionidae.